This is a messenger RNA of Macaca mulatta (Rhesus monkey), 6143 nucleotides long. Lineage: Eukaryota; Metazoa; Chordata; Mammalia; Primates; Cercopithecidae. The record is from RefSeq and is a predicted model, not a curated record.
GCUGGUGGGACGGCCCGCCUCUAACAAUGGAUUUGCUGUGCUGUUUCAUGGGAAGAAAAAAAAAAAAAACCAACCAAAAAAAACAAAACACGCCAUAAACCAAAGACUAAAUGCCCAGCUGGUGGCUGGGACACCUUGCUGAAGAGGACCCAAUAAAGUCAGGGAGGCUAGUGGUGCUGUUUGUGUCCUAUGAGUUCCACACCAGCACACUGGCUGCUCACAAUACAUUCAUCUAGUGUUACUGCAGGGGGUCUCCAGGCCGACCUCCUAACUGAAAACAUCAUACACCUUUCAUGCAAGUGUUCAACAUGCUAGUGUUUACUCCCACUGCUGGGCAUGCAAAACAACCACGGAUCCCUCAUGUUCUCCUUACCUUUGUUCCCCUCCCUGCGAGUUGGGUGCAGGCCCCAGUCAGCCUCUGCAGGCCUCUCUGAACCUCAAGGUCUGAGUUUGAGGGGACCCAAGAGCUUGCCUUCUUAUUUCACAGACGGGGAUACAGAGGCCCAGAGACCCUGUGUACCUUGUCAAGGUCCUGGCGCUAAGUCUAGAAACUAGCUGUCAUGUCAUAUCCCUUGGUCUUGGGAUAUUUUCACUUAUCCAUUCAACAUGUGACAAGCAUUUCAAUAAGCCAGCUCUUUGAGGAGCUGGGAACAGGGAGAUGAAAGGAGCUUCUGCCCCGAGGAGCCCCUGGUCUUUGUUGUUAUGAUGGUGAGAAGCACUGGGAGCUAACAUCAAAGGGAGAGAGGCCUUUGGAUGCUUAGAAAGAGUCUCCCCACAGUUCCUGUCCUCCUCUGGAUGCAGCUCAAACCAAAUCAGCACAAACCACUAAAUAAAACCACUGGAAAACAAGGUCAAAGUGACAGAGGUCAACAGCACCAACAAAAGUGCCUUCUUAGCCAUCCUGGAGCCAAGCUGAAGAGCGGCCCCAAGUGACCAAGGGUGGGACUCACGGUUGGGCCGUGCCCCCACCCCAGCACAGCCUCGGAUGAAUCACACACCAGAGAACAACGGGGCUAUUUCUCGCAAGUCAUUUGUCAAGCUGACAUCCCUGCCUAGAGUUAUUUAGGGCUUUCUACAGACACUUCUUUCCCUCCCUGUCGCAGGAAGCACCUGCACGGCUGUUGAGUUGUGGUUUUGCUCAAUAGCACUUUGAUAUCCCUUAAGGCCUUCUUCAAUUACUCUUCUGUCCCUGCCCAAUUGGACUUUGGCUGAGGCAGAGAUGGGGAAGCUUCGAGAGGAUGAUGGAGAGGAAAAGGAUGAGUCCAACCGGUCCAUGAUGGUUUGGGGAAGAACCCGCGGAAAGAGAGGGCAGGAAAUUACCAAGCAUCAUCUGGCUGUCUGGCACCAUCAAAGAACUGCAUUUCUGACCAAGAAGAGCUUAUGGGUGGAUGGGGGUGGGAUGGAGGCUGGGAAGAGGACUGAUGCCAGCCAGCUGCCUCAUGGUGUGCUGGAAACACGUGGCCAUGCCAUUAGCAUCCUGUUGGGUUUCUGGAUGAGUUUCAUCUGCGACACCUACAUAGUCCUCGCUUGGAUCAGCAAGAUAAAAGGCAGCCCUGGUGUUAGUGCCUCCUCUGAUGAGCCACACACCAGAAUCCAGCAGAGCAGAAGGCAAUGCCACGCAGAAGAGGACCAAAGUCAGGUGCCAGAAGCAGGUGACAUCUCCACUCUCAGUUCUUUGGAGGCAGCUAUUUUAAUAGAACCACUUUACUGCAGCUAUUUUGACAUGAGGAUAUUUUGGUAUGGCUCAAAAAUUCAGUCGAUAAAUGUUCAGCUUUUUAAAAAAUAAAUGAUGAGUAAAACAGGCAUCUUGCAGGCCAUCUGUGAGCUUUGCCUCAACCUUGAUCUUCACCCCAUUGUCAAUCUUACCUCCAGGCAUCAAGGGUAUAAGGAUUGGGAACAGAUGAAGGAAAGGACUGGUAGAGGUUCAAAAUGAAAGAAAUAGCAGGUCAGGACCCCAGGAGGGUUGAGGGUCUUUUAAAGUAAAACAAAACAAACAAACAAACAAACAAAAAACAGGGUCAACCAAAUUCAGAAAUCAGGUAGAAGUCAGAGAAGGAAUGAAAGAUGGGAAAUUGGUUAUAAACCAAAUACAGCGAGUCUGAAUUUUGGCUUGUUUUGAGGCUGCUGUAUCAAAACAGUUGUGUUGGAAGAGCUGCAUGAAAUUGUUGGGCAAGACAUAGUCCACUCAUGAUUCAGAUGAGCUCAUUUUGCCUCUUCCAUGGUUGAUUUCUGACUCAUAAAUGUCUAUACAUUUCACUUUAUGGCUUGUGUGAGCCUCAGUUUCCCCACAUAAAAUGAAGAUGAUGAUGCCGGCCCUUCCUCUUCCCCACCUUUUGCUCUCCCUCCAAGUGACAUGAUAAGGAAUGAGCCAGCAUCUUGUAAACUGCUCCAGGCCACCUGGAGAAAUGUGCUUGCGUAAAUAGUCGGCAUUAGUGUACGUGAGUCUUCUAUGAGUAAAGAAUUUCAGAGUCGGCAGCCGUCUCUGCCUGGUGAUUCAUGUGGGCACAAUGAUGCCCUUAGCUACAAUGUAUGGUGUGGGUGAUGAAUUUGUUCUUGUCAUGGCAGAGGACUGAGUAUUCUUUACCCAAAUGCUACAGAUUGAGUUUGCACGUGGGAACUAGAUUAGCUCUGAAGAGAGCUGAAAGGAACCUGACAUUUCUGCCUGCAAUCUAGAGCUUCAUUGUACAAACAACCGCAGCAGCAUGUUUGUGCCCAACCAUUGGCUUUCCUUUGCCAACAAAGAAAAUCUUCUAAAUUAUUCUGCCAUUUGUCAAACCUGCCAAAGUCCCUGGAGGCAGUUCUGGUAUAACUGAAGGUGGAGAAAGAAAAUAUUCUCUCUACCAGGUUUCACUACUUCCUGUGUUGGUUGUUCACAAGGGGAGAGCUUCUGCAUCACAGGAUGAAGCUUCAGUGAUUUAGACGUGGAAUAUCCUUCCAGGAUUAGGGCAAGGAGGCCCCAGCCUCCAGAAGCCUGUCUUGCAGCUUCCGCGUGGCUGGGCAGCGGCCUUCCUUUGAGCCUUCAGGGUGGAAAUGAAGGACAUGUGUGUCUCUGCAGCACUUCCUGCUUUGGCUCAUCCCUAUUUUCAGAGCCAAAGCACCAUCUCCUCUGGUACAGUUAAUCUUUGUUCCUGCCACUGACCCGUCUAUCUUUAUUACUUUUCACCACGUCCUGGCCUUCAGAUUUCUUAUGGAUUUCUUUCUCAGGCAUUGUGUUUUGAUUCCCUCCUCACAUUUACUUCCAAGUGCCAAGAACAACUCUGUUCCGGCAGGAGGAUAUUAUUUGGCUUAAAAGGGAGAAUGAGCAGUGGCUUCUCCCCGUCAGCAUUCUUUAGGUUUACAUGGGAAUUCAUUCUGGGAACCAUUUAGAGUCUCCUUCAAGCCUCUCCCCGACUGACAAAGUUUCUGUCCCAGAGAGUUCCUUUGCUUCCAUUGUUUCUAAAUGGAUGAUGAGAACCUUUCUUUCUGAGCCUGUGUAGAAGGGCUCAACACCCUUCCCCUCAUUAGUCCCCAGAGAUCUUGGCUGAGCCCACAAUGAAUACACGUUGGGUAUUGUUACCAUUGUUACAGACUUCAGCAUCAACUCCAGUAUUUGAUGGUCCAAUACACCUUGAAUCCUCUUCAAGAACUGUUAGUUUUUCCCACCUUUGAGAACCACACUCACCUUUUAGGGCAGCUCUUCCUAAGUGACUAACAAACACUCCCUGGUUGAGCUGGAGGGGACAGGUCCAGCCAACAAUGGCUUCUCUGUUGACAUCACUCAGGCCUUAAUGACACAGACUAGGCACAACAGCUAGUGCCCUCAUGGGUGCCUAUUAAUAUUUUGGGUAAGUUGUGUUGUCCCAUCCACCACUCUGUACAGUGAUUCUGGAAUUUGCUAUUUGAUACGAGUAAAUGAAGAGAUGGAAGGGGCUGUUCACCACUCAGGCUGCAAGCAAGCCUGUCAUGCCCAUCUGCAAAGAGGACUCCUUGUGUGCCUCCAAAAUGGCCUUGUCCUUAACUUGAUCUGCUUGGACUGAUUGCAAACAGUGGCUUAGCUUCCUCUAGACCAGAGGACAUUCUGUGCUCCCAAAACAGAAUGCUACACAUGGGAACAAGGGAAAGGGAGGCUUUGAGAGGUCAGCCAGCAAGGUCCCUGCUUCAAGCCUAAAACCAGUGUACUUAGGUGAAGAUUCAGCAGGAUAAGGCUUUGCGAGGAAUAUCCCUAGCAUGUCAAGGUGAUCGCAGGAAAAUUGACGUGUUUUCUACUGAGCCUUUGAGAGGGACUCCAGGGCAAGUAAAACCCAAGUGCUCUGUGCAGCAUCCUGCUCAUGAAUACUCCCUUUAUUGGCUAACCCACCUCUCUCUAUCUUGCUUCUCCAAUCCCUCACUGUGUUUCUGGGGAUCACAUUCCCAGUAAACAUUUGCAUCUAGAUUCCUGUUUCAGGAAUCGAAACUAAGACAGUGGCCCGGUUCCUGCCUCCUGAGAGUGCCUUUAUGUGGUGGGUUUUCAGCCCCGCCAGAUUCCUGCUGAGUGGCAGGUAUGCAUUUCCAUGUUGGGCGUUGCCCCCUUUCAGCCACUGGCCAGGAAGAUUGUGGCUCUGGUAGAAAUAAUUAUAGAGUUUGUCAGGUUGGAAGAAUCUCAUCUCCAGGAGGACCCCCCCAGUAGGCCAGCAAAGAUAAGAAACAGAAUGAAGAUGGGUGCAUGCCUGUGGUCUCAAUUGGGGAGGCUGAGGUGGGAGGAUCACCUGAGCCCAGGAGUUUGAAGCUGCAGCGAACUAAGAUGACAACUGCACUCCAGCUUGGGUGACAGAGACCCCAUCUCAAAUAAACAAGAAACAGUGAAUGGAAUUAAAACAGUGAAUGUUCAUUAAAAACAAUGCCAAAUUGAAGCAAGCUUGGAGUUUUCUUGUUGAGCACAUGGGCUCCUGAGCAGGUGCAGCCUCAGCUACUCCUCAUUACCUUUCACCAGGCAAGCCACGCCUGUAAGAGCUCACUUUCACGGCGCAUGUCUGGAUUGACUUACUAUCUAAAUUUCUCUUAGUGCUGCAGCAAGAGAGUCCUCUGCAGCAUAGGAAGGUAGCAUCAGAACUCCCUGGGGUAGGAUCAGGUUUCUGGAUGAUGCAUUUCUAUCAGUUCUCCUGAGUUCCAGCAGACAGCAGAUUCGACUUGCAACCAAACAGACAUAUGAAAGUAAAUGUGCACUCCUAACAUUUUGUAACCUGCCUCCCACAAAACAGAAGGCACUCUUCCCUUUGCCUUAUUCCCUGCCUUGCUCUUGACAUUUUUACAGCCGACUUUGCAUUUCUGACACCUCCCACUUGAAUUGGCUUCUGGUCUCUCCUGGCCUGAGAAUCCCAGUCACGUGACCCAUCCCAGUGCACACUCUCGGCUCUCUUUACGGCCAGGCCACACUCCUCCUUGCCUUGACAUUUAGGGCCUGUCAUUUCUUUUCCUCUUCUGCUCCAAUAAAUCAGGACCAGUCAAUCAACAUUCACUGCCCCCUGGGUGGUGUUUAGGGAAGCUGAUGCUGGGCUGAGGAGGCUUUUCUGUGUGCACGGGGGUUGAAAGCAAGCAUUGCCUUUCUGCUCCCAUCCUGUGGCUUAGCGACAGUGAGAAUGAAACCCUGGGCAGGAGCCCAGGCUCCAUGUUCAGGUGUUUUGUCUGACUUGUACAAAGCUGAGUGCUCAACCCAGACAAAGCAACAAUGGCCUGCUCCUGGGUGCUGCCUUGUUUAUAGGUCAGACCUGUGCCACUGGUUUAGCUCGUUCACCUGAGAAAGUCUGGUGUGGAAUGGAAUGAUCAGCAGCCUGAAGACACAGAGGCUGUGCCAGUUCUGGCCCUCCCUGCCUCCCAUACCACAUGCUGGAACGUGGGUUUAAUCCAGCCUAGAAGCAAAGGGAAGCAAACCUCUUGAGUGCCUAGUGGCGGGUGUUAAGUAAUGCCCUUCAAGGGCAUGAAUGUAUGGGAGGAUAAAGUCAUCAGAAAGAGAGAAAGCAGAAAGCAAGGGAAGAUAGGAAAUGGGAGAGAUCAAAAUGAGAAAAGAGGAAAAUGAAUACACAAAGCGAUCAUUAGGCAGAGGAAUAGCUGGCUGCCACUUACAACUCUUUGAGUGGCACUGAUGCCAUUUGUUAUCCAUCCCUGUUUCAAAGUGGAGUCAGGAGCUA